Perognathus longimembris pacificus (Pacific pocket mouse) is the source of this 1788-nucleotide messenger RNA. RefSeq names its product olfactory receptor 1174-like. Lineage: Eukaryota; Metazoa; Chordata; Mammalia; Rodentia; Heteromyidae. Gene Ontology annotation, cellular component: membrane. Gene Ontology annotation, molecular function: olfactory receptor activity; G protein-coupled receptor activity; odorant binding. The record is from RefSeq and is a predicted model, not a curated record. Gene Ontology annotation, biological process: sensory perception of smell; G protein-coupled receptor signaling pathway.
AUGGAAGAUGUGGAAGAGGAUGAAACCUUAAUAAAUAAGGAUUGUGAUGCUGAGUACAAGGAUGCUGAUGCCAAUAAUAAUGAAAAUCUCCAGUUCAUUGACACAUAUACCACAAAGGAGAGCUCCAAUGAAGGGAGGAUGUCACACAAAUUUACAAUGAUGAGAAUACUGGGUGGAAAUGACUCCUUGACUGAGUUUAUUCUUGCUGGAUUAAUAGAUCAUUCAGAAAUCCAACUAACCCUCUUUUACAUAUUUCUAAUAAUCUAUAUUGUCACCAUAGUGGGUAAUCUAGGCUUGAUCACUCUUAUUGUUCUAAAUGCUCACCUCCACACUCCCAUGUACUAUUUCUUCUUCAACCUCUCCUUUACGGAUCUCUGUUACUCUUCUGUUUUCACUCCAAAAAUGUUGAUGAAUUUCAUCUUAAAGAAGAAUGUCAUUUCCUACAUUAGGUGCAAAUUUCAGCUCUUUUUCUUUCUCUUUUUUGUAACAUCUAAAUGCUACAUGUUGACCUCGAUGUCCUAUGAUGGCUAUGUGGUCAUAUGUAAUCCAUUAUUAUAUAAGAUAACCGUGUCCCAACAGGUCUGUUCCGGGCUGUCUUUUGCUGCCUACACAAUGGGCUUUGCUGGAGCCAUGGUCCACACGGGCUGCAUGCUUAGACUGACGUUUUGCAAUGUCGAGGUCAAACCACUACUAGUGCUUUCUUGUACCAGCACCUAUGUCAAUGAGAUUGUAGUCAUCAUUGUUGUAGGCAUUAACAUCACAAUCCCCAGAUGUAAUCUUAUUUCUUAUGUUUUUAACAUCAGUACCAUUCUCCAAAUUAAAUCCACUCAAGGAAGAGCAAAAGCCUUCAGUACCUGUACUUCCCACAUAAUGGCUAUAUUUUUAAUUGCAUCAUUCAUGUAUCUUAAAUACUCUUCUGGAUCUAUGGAGCAGGGAAUCUUUUCUUCUGUUUUCUACACUAAUGUUGGGCCCAUGCUCAAUCCUUUGAUUUAUACUUUGAGGAACAAGGAUGUCAAAGUGGGAUUGAAAAACAUUCUGUUCUUCACGGCUAAAGGUCAAAUGCUGCUCUUUACUUCAAAGCUUUGCAAAUAUAUCAACAUUCAAAAAGAGAAAGAACUUCAGAAGAAUAUUCCAUUGUGGCCCUCUGCCAAUGAUUUCCAGAAGGAUGGCUCUCAGGAAAGCCAUCUUCCUAAGAAGGACGAUCAUUGGGACAGAUCCCUGUCCCCGGGGGAUCCUGGAAGAACCCUGCUCAUCCAUGGCCCAGUGCAGAUACAGGAAGGAUGCAAGAGGAAGAAGCAGCACCUUUUCCUCUUCAGUGAUUUACUGCUUGUGUCGAAUACCAAGUACAAGAAAUGCUUUAAGAUUAAGAAUGUUAUCCCACUGCAUGCCCUGUGGAUGGCUGAAUGUGGGAACAAUGAGAGGGGUGGUGAUCAUUCCAGAAAGUCCCUUCUUUUGGGCUGGCACAUGGAGAACGCCAAGGCCACCUUCAGGUAUACCAGCCUGGCAAAAGAGGAAGACCCGGAUGAUAGCAUUCCACUCCAGAUUUUCACCAAUGAGGUCAAGAACAGUUGCCUUAUAUGUUCCCCUGGGGCGAAGGAAUUUGAGGUCCUAUUUCACUCCAAGACUAAAGAGAGGUAUGUUAUGUGGCCAAAAGAAAUUGACCAGAUCACUAUUCAAGAGACCAUUUUCUGCAAAAAGGCCCCCACUGUCACGAGAGAACCACAGCAGAAAUAUGGUGAAGGCAUCGAGAAUCCUUUCGUUUCUCUUCCAAUAGCUGCAUGGUGUUGA